Messenger RNA from Fusarium keratoplasticum, 1251 nucleotides. RefSeq names its product Arrestin-C domain-containing protein. The record is from RefSeq and is a predicted model, not a curated record. Gene Ontology annotation, biological process: division septum assembly. Gene Ontology annotation, cellular component: division septum. NCBI's taxonomy places the organism in Eukaryota, Fungi, Ascomycota, Sordariomycetes, Hypocreales, Nectriaceae. The transcript is spliced from 3 exons. Bases 1 to 1251 code for a protein of 416 amino acids.
AUGCCUCCCAACAUCCCCCUCCAGCAGCACAACGCCAUCAUGUCGGCUCCCGCGAGUGUGAGGGUAUCCGGCCCUCCCAAUAGCAGCUUCCUCGUGGGCUACCCCGGCAUCUCUGCGACUCUGCCGCGCAUCGAAGGAAAGGUCGAGAUCCGUCCUGGCCAGGGCUACUCCAUGCCCGUACCCAUCUCCCUCGUUCGAAUAUGCCUUCAGCGCCGAGAAACCAUCCACCCCGACGCCGACAGCCUCGCGAAACGACAUCUCGGCGCCCCCCGACGGGAGACCACAGACCUCGUCGGCAAGGAGCAGCUUCUCUUUCGCUGCGCAUCCGGGAGGGAGGCCGAAAAGGUCAUCGCCAUGGACCUCCCGUUUGUCCUCUUUAUUCCCUACGGCCGCGGCGGAGAAGAGUCGAACCGACGCAUUCCUCCAGCCUCUCUCCAGCUCCCGAGUCGAACCGCCGAGACAUACUACGAACUCGUCGUCACGGUCCAGCAGGGCCACAGCAACCAGUACAAAUACAGCUUCCCUAUACCACUUCUGCGCUACGAUACCCUCUCCACUUUUGGCAUGUACAACAAACCCGAGUCCAAGCUCGUAACCAACGACAACAUUGUCCACCUGGGCAUCAACCUCCCACGAUGGAGCUACGGCCCCAGCGACCCCAUCACAGUAUAUAUCAAGUUAUCACCCAACACCGACUGGCUGCACAAGGCAAAGCGAGUCACCAUUGACAAGAUCACCCUGACCAUCGAGGAGGAGAUUACAUACAACCCGGAGGGCGACGAACCCUCAAAGAAAGUGAACAAGAUAUCAAGACAGGUCCAGGUGGUCAAGACGAAAAUCCCCGAGGCAGGAUAUGCCACCAACAUAGGCCUCAACUUUCCUUCAAAGGAUUUGCGCGAUCCAGAUGGAAUUAUCAAGAGGGGGAAACCACAGUUCCCUCUCUACGAGGUCACAUCAUUUACCACCACCUCGACGCUCUACAAGAUAGAAUUUUAUCUCAGCAUCAAGGUCAAUCUGAGCGGCGCUCGCGACGUGACCCUACGACAACCGAUCGUUAUCUGCCCCCUCGACCAACAAGCCUGCAAAGAAGAGAUGGACGCUAUCGAGCAAGCGGCCAAAGAAGCCUCGCACGUCGACCCCAAUAACCCCAUGCUGCCCGCGCAGACCAUUAUCCUCGCCAAUGACCGCGACUCAUUACGAGCUCUGGGUCUUUGCAUGGUGGGCGGACAAAAGAAGCCAUUCAUUGAGUGA